AUGAAAGAUGAUUCUGAGUCCAAUGAUGAGUUUGUUGCAACUGAUUUUUCGUUUCAUGUGGAAAGUGAUGAUGAUGAUGAUGCUCCGAUGACUAAAGGAGAUUUUCGCAAAUUGAACAAGAAGUUAGAUGAAAUUCUUUCUCAGUCUUCUACUUUAUUGAAUAUGAAAUAUGGAGAGCUGAUUUCUUCUCAUCAAGAAACAAUUCAGAAGCUGGUUCAAGCUAAUGCUAAUAAUCUUUCACAACACAAGAAGCUUGUUGAAGAUUCUUCUAAAAUAAUCACGUAA
This is a messenger RNA of Lactuca virosa, 285 nucleotides long. NCBI's taxonomy places the organism in Eukaryota, Viridiplantae, Streptophyta, Magnoliopsida, Asterales, Asteraceae. The record is from the annotation of a GenBank genome assembly.